AUGCCUCCUCUGGUAAUUACAGAGAGGAACCCCAUUCGUCUUCCGGAAGUUUUGGCGAGCUGGAAACGAAAGAUCCUGCGGCCAUUUAUUCGGAAGCGCGUUGGUAAGGGGAAGCAGCCGAUGAGAUCGCCCGAAGAGUCAGAGACCCCGAACGAGGAGCCGGGAACUCCAGCCGAGGAGUCAGAGGGAUCGGGGAAAGUAUUGGGGAGCCCUGAAUGGUACCCUCUCACCGGCCUGAAAAUCGAAACAACGGCUAUUUCCAUGCCGCUCGGUUUGUGGGUGAGAUGGACGGAGUUUGAGCCACUCGAAUCCGGUCGUGAAGCCUCCGCAUACCCUUCCGCACACUCCUCCCUCCUACUCACAGAUCAAAACUUGUUCUUCCCAACAUCACUGCAUACAUUGGUUCAUUUCAUCUGCAGUCAAACCUGCUUUGAGAAUAUCCUGAAGAUAAAAGGUAAACAUCUGCGACCUGAUCUUGUCUUCAUCCCUACCAUUCUCAUUCACGAAUCAAAGCUUGUCACAACAUCGAAACUGGUUCAUCUCAUCUGCAAUCGCACCGGCCUUGAGAACACCCUGAAAAAAGGAGAAAACAUCUCUGAGCUGAUAUUGUCUUCCUCUCUACCAUUCCCUCUCCAAUCUCUACGCUUUGCUCAUAGCUCUAGACACCAAGACACCAACCUCACAUUCAUCAUGGGACCGAAACGCCUAGCCACACAACCGUACAGCAAAGAGCGGUUCGAAUCGGCCAAGAAGCUCUUUUUGCCUGGCAAGAGAAGCGCCACACAUCGCAUGAAUGACCCCGACCACUUCACCAAGGGUCCUUACACACUGAGAAGCCGCAGCAAGAUGACGCUCGUGAAAAUCAACCCUACCUGGAUCGAUCAUGACAAUGAUGCCGAUUAUGAUCCAUCUCCUCGUAGGGCCCGCAAGCGCAAAAAUGGCGGCAAAUGCAGCCAGCCACGCAAGAAGCAAGCAAAGAUCAAUACACCCGGUAUCAUAUUAGGGGUCAGUGAGGAUGAGAACAUCGAUGCCAGCACUUCAGUUGCAAGCUCUCAUAUGACAUUUACUUCCGUUGAGUCAAAUGAGCAGACCAUGGGACAACUUCUUGUUGACGCAACGGCAUUCAAUAUGCCUGAAUCAUCUAGGGUGGAAGGGAAUAGACUCCUCGCCACGACGUCUCCGACAAAGCGUCGCAAGGUCUCCCCGAGCAGUCCAGGAGAGACACAACGUCACGCCCAAGCUCCCUCUGACCCUCCGGCGCCCUCAGUCCCCUCAUUGCCUCCUCGGCGCGUUCCUUCGUCUCGCAGUGCAACCUCCACCUCCUCGCCCGAACCACAACCGCCUCGCUACGUGCCCGCCCACCUGCAGUCGCACGUCCCCGGCACUCGAUCCCACAACGGCGCCCGAUCACCCACUCCCGCGACCGCCACCGCUGGCCUCACCUUGACCAGUGAACGCGAACGUGAAUCUGAACCCUCCGACAUGCCGACUGGUGACGAUACUGACGCCCGAUCUCCCUCCCCUGGUGUCAAGCGCCCUGCUUCUGAGGUGGUCGACUCCGAUCCCGAUCCCGAUCACGAAGGAGGGGUGAGCACCAUGGAUACCAAUGGUGAUGGCCGGCCUUCAAUCGAUGAGCAGAUUGCCCAGGUCCAGGCGACCAUGAUGUCAGCACUCAAGGACCGUCAAAAGGGCUAUGUGGUAUCGAUGAACUGGCUGAAGACCAUCCUCGCGCGAAGCUCCUCCCACUCCGAACAAGCCGGCGGCGAAUCGCAAGACAACGAACUUGGCCCUGUCGACAACUCCGAUCUCGUGCUCGAUGUUGGCCCGGCAAAUGAGAAGUUCAGGGACGAGAGAAGCGAUCCAUUCACACCUUUGCGCCCGGGCUUGAAACAAGGCGAAGACUUCGAGGUCGUUCCGCAGGAAGGAUGGGAUAAGAUCAAGAGCUGGUAUGGCCUCGCCGACCAGUCGCCGGUCAUCGUACGCUACGCACACAACGUCAACCAGCGCCAUGAGGACGAGAAGAUCGAAUACGAACUCAACCCCCAGAUCUACACCAUCUACAAGCUCGGCGUCUCCUCCAACAUUACCACGAAGAUCCUGAAAGAAAAGAACCGCAAGCCCGUCAAGGUCUUGGCGCACGCCACUAAAAACUUCCAGAAAUGGCUGAAGGAAGCUAAGAAAGAGACUGGAAUUGACAAGUCGACCAAGGUCCGCGUAUGGAAAAUUGCCGGCAGCAUCCCCAGUGCCAACGCCUCCGCCGUGACGACCCCCGCCGUGUCCCGCACUGUCUCCCCCGCGCCUCCGUCGGGUCUUCUCGCCACCAGCAAACACCUGAACGUCGACCCUAAUGCUUUCCUCUCGUUAGCUGAAGGAAACGAGCGAGAGCUCCUCAAUGAGCAGAUCAAGGAUCAGACUGACAACCCAAAGUACAAUGGCACCAUGAACUUGCGCAUGGCGGGCCUCGUUGGCACGGAUGUCAUUAUCCUUGAGGAGCAGGUGGGUAAGAAUGGAAAAUGGGCAUCCGAGGUGUUGGAGAAGAAGCUCAAGGCAAACGGACUGAGCGUGGAGAAACCUAAGAAAGACCUGAGCACACUCGUUGCCAAAUCACCCUUGAGCAGUGGCAGAUCGACCCCGGCGCAAGAGACCAAACCUGAGCCGACGCAGUGUCUUCGAAAUGUCGAGGAACUGACCUACUACUUCCUGAGCGGCAAGCACAAGUCUGAGUUGAACUUUGAUAACCCUCUGGGUUUCCGUGGAGCGCUUGCCAGUGCUUACGGAGCUUUGCUGGGUCAAAUUCAUCGCCAGCCCCCGCCUCCAUUUGUGGACCCUAGGAAGUUUCGCAAUGUGAUUAAGCGGACCCAUCCGUUCAUGGACAGCUACGAGCAGCAGGACAGCCAAGAAUAUUUGAUGGCUUUGAUGGACGGUGUGGCUGAGGAUCUAAACCGCAUUGUGAAGAAGCCUGCUGUCGAGAAACCCGAUUCCACAGAUGAAAUGGUGACUAACCGGGAGGCCUUGGAGAAGUUCGCUGCCACAUCUUGGGAGUUGUACAAAGUUCGCAACGAUUCCGUCAUGACAGACCUAUUUGCCGGCAUGUACAAGUCAACUUUGCAUUGUCCCAACUGCGAGAAGGUUAGCAUUAGCUUCGACCCAUUCAUCAACCUGACUCUGCCGAUUCCGAACCGACAAAUUAUCUUCCGUGAAGUCAUUGUGCAGAAGAUCGGGCAGACCCCAGUGAAGAUUAUUGUGGAAGUCGACGCGUCUCAGUCGCUGCUUGCUUUCAAGAAAGAAGUCGCCAAGCGCUCUGGAAUCAGCCACAACCGACUUGUCGGCGGCGAGGUUUACAACGGUACCUUCUACCAAUAUCUUAAUGAGGCCAACAGGUCCUUCCGCGAGGUCAACCUCAAGGCUGAGGAUGAUGUGCUCUUCAUGGAGGUGGAAGGCGCCGUUCAAGAUCGCAUCUUGAUCCCAGUCUUUAACCGCUAUCACUCCGGUACCAACCACAACAGUGGUAAACCCAGUUUCAAGCCAUUCGCGUUGCCAUUCAUGAUCUCUCUCACCCAGGAAGAAACCCGUGACGUUGAAGCCAUCUACAACAAGGUCCUGAAACAGGUUGCUGCGCUGACGACUCGCGAUAUCUUUAACGAGAAGGAACCUGAGACGAACAACGCCGAUUCGAAUAUUAACAGUGAAGAUGAGGAUGAAACUGCCUCGCACCCGUUGGCCGGCAAGAUAUUGCAAAGUCUUCUGCGUCUUUUCGAUAUGAAGGUUCUCGCUGGCCAGGCCUUCGGCAAGACGCUUCCAUUAGGACGUAAUCUCGAUAACAGCCGUGAUUAUGCCCUGCUCACUUCCCGCAUCCCGGCGCCUGCUCAACCAAAGGAGUCUGAUAAUACCUCUGAAGGCUCAACCGAUGGCAAUAGCGAUGCCAGCGGCGAAGCCGAGGCGCCCCGGAGCCCGGCCAGCGAAAUUGUCGAUGACUGGUUCCUCGUGGAGCCAUCGGAGGCUUUGCUCCUUGACUGGAAUGAUGACGCCAAGGAUGCCCUUUUCGGUGGAAAGGAUUAUGAUGAUGAGGAUGUGCGUGGAAAAGCUACCUACCUGAAGCCUGAACUUCUUAGCGACCCUGAGAUCUUGAAACGCAAGUCGGAGUGGGAUACCCGGAGAACCAAGGGUGUCUCUCUUGACGAGUGUCUGGAUGAGUUUGGCAAGGAGGAGAUUCUCGAAGAGCAGGAGUCAUGGUUCUGCCCUCGCUGCAAGACACAUACCAGGGCCAAGAAGAAGUUCGAUCUUUGGUCAACCCCCGAUGUGUUGGUUGUUCACCUCAAGCGUUUCUGUAUCAUCAACCGUUACCGUCGCAUGAAGCUGGAUACCCUUGUCGACUUUCCUCUCGAGGAAUUGGACCUGUCAAGGUAUAUCACUGGUCCCGACGAUGGCAAGCCUAUGAAGUAUGAUCUUAUUGGCGUCGACAACCACUCUGGCAGCAUGAAUGGCGGGCACUACACUGCCUACUGUAAGAACUUCGAAGAUGGUCGUUGGUACGAUUUCAACGAUUCAUCUGUUUACGAUAUCGAUAACAACAAGGCCCGAGUCGUGUCGUCUCGGGCUUACCUUCUCUUCUACCGUCGCCGCUCUCCCGAACCCCUCGCCGACGAUGGCCAACGCCUUGGCUCCCCUGUCCAAAAUGGUAUCUCCUUGGACGCUCAUAUGUCGAGCUCAGAUGAAAGCGACCAUGAGACCAGCCAGAUGAGUCUUCUCAAUGAAGGUCCUUCUUGGUCAUUUGGCGCCAUGGAUGUCCCCACUCGCCGCUUUGAUGAUGAACAUAAUGAAAAGGCCAACAAUGGCGAUGAUGACUUGUUUGAGGAUGACGACAGUAAUGUUGCUGUUGGCAGCUCGGAGGCGGGAGACCGCAUGGAAGACCUUCGCUCCGGCAUUACUUCUGAUCAUGAUGUUUCCUUCGAGGAUGUCCCUCCUCUGCAAGAUGAUGGAUCGGACGAUGAGUUGCCUGUAAAGGAGCUUCACGUCGAUGAGAUCGAUAAGAUGGAUAUCUGA
This is a messenger RNA of Penicillium cosmopolitanum, 5043 nucleotides long. RefSeq names its product putative ubiquitin-specific protease UBP12. NCBI's taxonomy places the organism in Eukaryota, Fungi, Ascomycota, Eurotiomycetes, Eurotiales, Aspergillaceae. Gene Ontology annotation, biological process: protein deubiquitination. The record is from RefSeq and is a predicted model, not a curated record. Gene Ontology annotation, molecular function: cysteine-type deubiquitinase activity. The coding region runs from base 1 to 5043 and encodes 1680 amino acids. The transcript has 10 exons.